CAAGUGUGUGUUUGUGUGUGUUCGUCUCAACGUAGCACGAAAUGUGUCUCCUCUCAGCAAAGACACACUGACGUGAGACGUGUUAGUUAACGGUUCUUUUUGGUAUUGAAAGUUUUGCUUUUGUCGCCUCAAGAUUGUUUCGAUGUUAUACUCUGCAUAUUAACAUUCCGCUUGUAAAACGUAAUAUUUAUUGGCCAAAAGCUGCCGACUUCGUUUCUUCUAAAGAGUGUCCGCUUCCCCUCCCCUCGAUGAAGCGCUGCGAUGCCCUCUGAUUUUAUAUCCCUCCUUAGCUCGGAUCUCGACCUCAAUUCCCCCAAAUCUCUAUACUCAAAAGAGUCGGUAUAUGACCUCCUCCCCAAAGAGCUCCAGCUCCAGCCGCCGUCCACCCAGACAGACACACCCACCAUGAGCCAGAAGAGUGGGGGAGAGGCGGGACCUCCCCCCUCUGCAGCCUUGGCCUCAGAUGCCACCUCUUCCACCUCCAGCCCCUCUGCCUCUUCCUCCUUGGCCAUGGGAGUCCCAUCCACUGGCCCCUCUCCCUCAUCCUCAGACCAUCUCAAGGUUCCCCAGCAUCUCCACUCCACCGGAGGGGAUGGAGCUGAAAUUUCAGAGAUGCAAGGUAUGGAAGGUGCUGUAUCUGCCCCCAGCAGAGGCAACAGUGGCGUAAACACUGCAACAGGAGACAUAGGGCCAGGAGUGUUGUCAGGGCUAGUAGUCCAGCAGCCUCAGAACACCCCAUCAAAAAGGAGGCCUGUGUUAAGUAUAUCCCCGCCACCUGAGGACCUAUUUGACGACAGCCAGAUGUCUUGCCAAGAGGAGCCUACCGUAUCCGGUCCACCUGGUCCAGAUUCAGAGCAUAGCAGCAGCAUGUGGGCUGAUGACUCCGUCUCCAACUUCAGCUUGGUCAGCUCAGUCUCCUACAACGACAACACAGAGGUGCCGCGCAAGUCUAGAAAACGCACCCCUCGCCAGCGCCCUGGCCCCAAGCCUGCCCCUCCGGAGGACAGCAUGGAUGUGUUUGAUGCUGACAGCGCCAAGGCACCUCACUUUGUCCUAUCCCAGCUGGGCACAGACAAGACCAGUGCCAUGGCCAGCUCUCUUGAGUCAGGGACUGCAGUGAAGGGGGGGUCACUGUCUACUCAGUUCCCCCUGAAGAGUGAUGGGAAGGAGCUAAAGAUCCUGGUACAGCCAGAGACCCAGCACAGAGCUCGCUAUCUGACCGAGGGCAGCAGAGGUUCCGUCAAAGACCGCACACAGCAGGGAUUCCCCACUGUCAAGUUGGAGGGCGUGACUGAACCAGUUGUGCUUCAGGUGUUUGUAGCGAAUGAUGCAGGAAGAGUGAAGCCUCAUGGUUUCUACCAGGCAUGCAGAGUGACAGGACGCAACACAACUGCCUGCAAGGAGGUGGACAUAGAGGGCACCACUGUUAUUGAGAUCCCCCUGGAGCCCAGCAGUGACAUGACACUCGCGGUGGACUGUGUAGGAAUUUUGAAACUGCGUAAUGCAGACGUGGAGGCCCGUAUUGGCGUGGCAGGGUCCAAGAAGAAGAGCACGCGUGCCAGGCUGGCAUUCAGAGUGAGCAUCCCCCAACCCGAUGGAUCAGUCCUUACUCUACAGGUCCCCUCAUCACCCAUCCUCUGCACACAGCCAGCAGGAGUGCCAGAGAUCCUGAAGAAGAGUCUUCACAGCUGCUCAGUGAGAGGAGGAGAGGAAGUUUUUAUCAUUGGAAAGAACUUCCUCAAAGGAACCAAAGUUAUUUUUCAGGAGAACGUUGCAGAUGACAGUUCCUGGCAAGCGGAGGCAAAGAUUGACAUGGACCUUUUCCAUCAGAACCAUUUGAUAGUGACCGUCCCUCCGUUCCAUAACCAGUCAAUCACUUCUCCAGUAUCUGUGGGAAUCGUGGUGAUGACCAAUGCUGGUAGAUCACAUGACGCCCAGCCCUUUACCUACACUCCAGACGCAGUCUUACCCACAGCUGACAACUCAAAUGUCCGGACAGUAAAAACAGAGGGACCCUCCCUGGUCAAGACGUGCAUAUUUGAUGGCCAGAUCAAAUCUAUAUCUUCUGAGCGAACUGACUGCUCUGGUCAGCCUUCUAAACGGCAAGAGGACACACCAAUGGAAGUGUCUAGCAAUCCACCAACCACAGAUGUCUUUAAGCCAUCCCCUGACCCUCUCGUCUCAGUGCAGCAGACUCUGGAGCUCAACUCUAGUCCUCAUCCAGGUGGAGAGUCCUUUCAGAGCCCAAUGCCCCUUCAACCUGAAGAUGUGGAGCUUCCCCAGGCACCCCCUGUCUUCCCUAGCCUAGAGUCUCUCAGCACCAUACAAAAGGAAGACAUCGCGCCCACAACCUCUUUCCCAGUGUCGGGAGAUACUACAAUCCCUCCUGUUACACCAGAAGUCCCUCAGCAAUUCCUCAGAGACCCUCAGGACAGUCUGCCUCCUGAGAAUCCAAAUAAUACUGGAGGGGUUGUAGUCUUGGCCAUGUCCCAAAUAGCAGCUCCCUCUCAGCCUCAGCAGUCACAGGUUCCCCUGUUUCCCCAGGAAGGGGUGGCCCAGCUUGAGAGGGCAGUAAGGGAGCUACAGGCUGGUGGCAACACCACACUCCAGCAGGUGUUUGAGGCAGCUGUAGCCCAGCAGCAGCUGAACUCUGUGCUGUACAGCCCCACGCCCUCUGCAGACUCCCUUCAGCAGCACGUCCAGGAGAACAUGAAUAGCCUUAGAUUGGGAACCACAGAUAAUUCACUAUCGACACAACAGCAGCUGCAGAUACAACAGCAACAGCAGAUACAGCAGCAGCAGCAACAACAACAACAACAACAACAAAUACAACAACAGUUUCAACAGCAUCAACAACUGCAGCACUUACAGCAGCAACAGCAGCAAGUUCUUGGCAACAUGCAGCUCCAACAACAAAUUAUAUUACAGCCACAAGACCAACAGCAACUGCAGCAGCAGCAAAUGAUGGAGAAUAUUCAACAGCAACAACAACAGUUGCAACAAAAUCAGCAAGUCCUUAACAACAUCCAACUUCAGGACCAGCAACAACAAAAUCAAAUAAUUACCAAUUUACAACAACAUCAGCUUCAACAACAGCAGCUACAACGGCAGCAACAUCAGCAGCAAAAUCAAGCUUUGAGCAAUUUACAACAGCAACAACAACUGCAAGAGCAGCAGGUCUUGGAUAAUUUACAGCAGCACAUUCAGGCUGAGUUGCUUCAGCCCCAGAUCCACUCCUCCUCGCAAGUACAGCAGCCAGUGUCCCUCCUUCAGGCUGGAGACCUGCUUACCAUUCAGACCAGCUUCCCAACACAGCCUCCAUCCCACACAUCUCCCCCACAACAGCUCUUCCAAUCACCCAGGCCCCUGGCUGAGACACAGGGCUCCCAGCAGCAGGUACAGGCUACCCUGCUCCAGAAUACACUGACCGUUCUGACUAGUGGCAGUCUCAACUCAGAGCAGCAGUCCACAGGGUCAACCCUAUACCUGUCCCCAAAUCCUCAGCCCCAACAACAGCAACAGCAGCAGCUGGCAUUCAUUUCAUCCAUGGAGACUUCUAACAGCCAGCCCCAGUCUGUUGCAAUGUUUCAGAACCAGCCUCAAGCUCAGCUUUCCCAAAUGCAGCAACAGAGUACCCCCAUGGAGCAGCAGCAGUCUCCACAGCAGAAUCAACAACAGCCACCCCAGCUUCCAAUGGGCCAGCAGGGCUCCUUGUUCCAAGGUAUCCCAAACCACUCACAGGCUAACCCUGUCCCCCAGAGCCAGCUUUCCCAACCCCAGCAGACAGGUCUACUCCUCUGCACCACAGAUCUAAACCCCCAGGCUAUUCCCCCAACUAUUCUCUUCAGCACACAGACCCAGGGCCCUUCCCCUAUAGGGAGCCUCAGCGUUGGAAUGCCCCAGCCAGACCCAGCGGAGCCCAUGUCCUUCCAAGACCAGAGCUCCUCAGGCGGCAACUCGACAUCCACUGAGAAUCAACAGCAGAGCCUGUUCCAGGAGCAGCAGCCAAUGCAAUUGGGCCCAAGUUCCAGCAACAUCCAGAGCAGUCAACCUGUGGAACUGUUCACAUCUCUAUCCAGCCUGCAAAGCACUAUUGGCUCACAGGAGCUGAACAACCAGGCUCCAGCCGCUGGCGCAACCAUCUUUGUGGUACAGGGUAGUGUGGGUGUGGUAGCCAACCCUGGCCAGCAGCCCCCAGAGCAGCUUUUCCAGACAACUGUGGGUGGGAAUGUGGCUCCACAAAGACAGGCCAACCUGUUUGUGUUUGGCAUCCAGAAUGACUCACCCCAGCUGCUCAAUUCCUCCGGACCCACCCUGCCGGCUCAGAGCCAGCCCCAGAACUCCAGUCACAUGCAACCUCUGUUGGACCAGCCCAUGGCCCAAGCUGCCUCCUCGAUGCCGGCCACCAUGCACAGCAGCUUACAGAACACCCUUCAGGCACAAAUGCAAUCCAGCUUAGAGAAUGCCAUGCAGACCAGUCUACAGAAUGCAAUGCAGACAAACACACAAACCGCCCUGCAGUCCAGUUUACAGGCAACCAUAGAAACAAGCCUGCCAACUCCAAUGCAGACCAAUCUACAGACACAGAUACAGAGCAGCUUACAGAAUCAAUUGCAGGCAUCAAUAUCUGCAUCGUCCAACAUGGAUAAAAUUGAGGACCUACUGGAAAGCCUACAGAAGCAGUGAUAAAUGUUUGGACCAUAUGGGCACUAAGGAGAGUGAGUGAUAUGUAGCUGAGAGUUAUACAUCAAACAGAAUGUUGGUGUUUUGUGUCCAUGCCAUAAAACUUAGACAAUUUUAAAUAUUUAAGAAUAAAACGCCCCUUUUACCUAUAAACAGCCUCCCUCCCCCAAAUUAUGAGAUCAUGUAAGUCCUUGUUUUUAUGGAAUAUUUAUAAUUAAUUAUAGCCUCCAUACAUCCAUUGUCCUUGAAUUGAUGAGUCCGCCUUGUUGUUACCCCUCUUGCAGGAUCAGAGAGGCCUGUAAUAACUGCUUUAUCCAUCAUUCUCACAAAUGCAGUGUUUUGUUUGUGUUUUAAUAAUGUGAGCCUAAGAGAUGAUGAAGAUGAUGAAAAAAAAACCUACCAGGUUCGGUGGAAGAACUGGAAAGGGAUAAAGAAUGUCAGCAACAGGGAAAUGGGGGAAUAGUAAUGUGAGAUGUCUGUAAGACAUCCAGUCAUAGAGUGAAUAUCAGAUUGCACUUAAGUGUGAGAUAUAGGCUGAAUUUCAUCUUGUAAGUGUGUAAACUCCAAGUGUCUGUGAGGUGCGUUUUUGUCUGUUCGUCAGGUGGAGCAAUAGUGGAAGAUCACCUGAGAUAAAAAUUGGGAUUGAAUAAUAUCACAACCACUCAAAUUUAAACAUCUUUUGCCAUGGAUAAUGUAAGAAUUUUUGCAAUUAAUUAAACUAGGCGCUUGCAUAUGUCAACAAUUGGACGAAAAACUAACAAGAGUAAAGGUCGUUCAAUCAAGUACAUCUGUAGAAAUUUUUGCCUCCAUCAUGUUUGCUGGCAUGGCUGGAGUAUGCACCUAAGCAGACUAUCAGAAGGAGAGUUAAAUAUUGAUAUCAACUCCCCCAAAACGAAAUGAACUUACUCUGGGUAACAAUACAUUUUGGUAUUGCAGGGGGUUCCCCCAUGUGCAGAAAGCGGAGGGACUAUUAAACACUCGCAAAUGAGAUUCAACCUGGUGUAUAAUGCGACUUGGCCUUUCGUUUUGGCACCUCCUAGUGUUUUCAUACGCUUAAGCCUCAUCACUGGGUUUGCAGAAGCUUUCUUGGUGAAAUUUUAAGAAGCAUUCAGCUAUGUAGUGUGUGUAUCUUUUUGUUUUGAAGAAGUUAACCAAUUUAAUGUGGAUAGAGAGAAACUUUCCACUCGUGAAAAUGGAGUGUUGUGUGGUUUUAUAAACAUUUUAUCUCAAGCACUUUAUAACCUCUAGCUAAUCCUUAUAUUCGUCCACAGCUCUCUACUGACCCAGCUGAAUUUGUACUCGGAAAUGUCCAGUUACAAAACAAGAAAAACAUUUUAAAAAAACAUAAAGCAGUUGUCUUUGUAAAGGUAAAUACAUCUUAACCAAGCAUUUUUACAUUUUCUCAUGAAUAUUUUUGAGGUGUAGGACAACUUUGUAUAGAAUGUCUGCUCACUGUUGAAUUCCUCUUUGUAUUCAGUCUCAGUGGUCCAGUCAAGUCUGUCAAAAAAACAGCCAUUCCACUAAAGCAUUGUCAUUUUUCAGUGGUGGAGUGGUAAAGUAUGCCUUUAGUUUGAAAUGAAGGAUUUUCAUCAUAUUGCUAUUUGUACUACUUACUGUUAAAUCUGUCACUUGAGACUGUUUUACCUUGUGUUGUGUUAAAUAUUUAAGUUUUCGUCUGUGUUGGUACCGUGUGCAGGCUGGCGCCAUGUGAAGUUGGCAUCCAGUACCCAUCCCUUGUGUUGUGAACAGGGGGCUCCCUGGUAAAUGAAAUCUCUGUUACAUAGAGGCCGCCAUUUUGAUUCUAUCUGUGGUGCUAUGUGCAGGAGUGAUGGGCACUUCUGAUGUGAUGAUACAGAACAGUUUAUACGUAUAUCAAUAGCACUGACAUUAAUUGUUAGUUUUGAAGCGGAGUUGAGUCUAGAGAGCUGGCUGCUGUUGUGGGGUCAGACUGGAGUGCACCCAGGCGUACCAAAGCUCCUGUUGUGAAUCGCCGUCAUCUUGUCUCAUUCUUGUCCUUGCAAACGCCCUCAUAAUGUUUACUUAUUUGUACUUAUUUAAAUUAUGCAGCUCUUACAUGGAUAGCAAUUCAGCAUGUUGUUUUAAGUACAAGAUUUAUAAAAGAUAUGUAAAGGUACUUUAUUUCAUGGAUCAGUUAAUCCCUCAUUAACAUUUUCACCGAUUUGCUCCAUAACAUUUGUCAUUACAGUACUCUAUUUUUUUUAAUGCAAAAUAACACUGCUGUACUUUCCUACUUAUAUCUACAAUAGUAGCCAAUUUGGCAUAAUCAAAAAGCCAAUUUUUGAGAAUAAUUCAAAUGUUAGAAUAGCAUUUCUCACACAUGCAUUUGUUUACAUUUUCAUAGGCAUACUAUUUUGUCUUGCAGCUGUUAGUGAUCCAUUUUAAAGUAACUUAUCUUUUCUAGAAUUUUGUAUCCAUUUAUCAAAUCAAAAUGUAGAAUAUUUUUGUAAAACUACACUUUCUGGUUUAUGCUCAUAGCACAGAAUAUCAUUGCUGGUAUGUUUUCCUGAAAUGAAAUGAAGUCCAGGUUUAUUGUGAAGAGUAUGACUGAAAAUAGAAAUGGAACUUAGUGGACAUCAAGCAGAUAUCUUGAACUUAAUUCUACAGUUUUAACAUUGACUUUACCCAACCUGUAUAACAUGAUACAUGGGCUAGGUUUGUUGUGUGUGUUGUUUGACUUUGUUUUUGUUUUUUUUUGUCUUUUAAUGUCAUGCAUCUCAAAUGGCACUUUGAUUCAUCCAUUAACUGUAGAUCAGGUUAGAGUGCAGUAGUGAUGUUUCCAAGCAUUCCAUUCCUCUCGGGUGGAGGAGUUUAAGAGCACACGAUGUUGCGGAAGAAGUGCGGAACAGUAUUGCCUCUUAAAGCCAUACCAACACAGAAAGCCGACCUGUGACUUCAGUUUCAUGAAUGUAAAUUUUACCUCAUGGUGUGGACAUAGAGCUUGCUCUACAUCUAACAUCGGACCAAUUACAGUUUCAGAGAACAUAUUUUGAGGCAGAGGGAAUGGGUGGGGUGGCACUAACUGUCAUUUGUAUCUAUGUACAUUUGUCAGAUUAUUUUGUCUUGGAUUGUGGUGUAAUUUCAUGUUUUCACGUCCAGUCAUUUUUCAUUUUGAGCAAUCCGGGAUGCUCAGUCUGACUCUUCAAAUAGCCACUUCCACCUUUACAAAAAAAAAAAAAAACAUACAAAAAAAACCCA
Messenger RNA from Micropterus salmoides (largemouth bass), 7899 nucleotides. RefSeq names its product nuclear factor of activated T cells 5a (gene nfat5a). Gene Ontology annotation, cellular component: transcription regulator complex. Gene Ontology annotation, molecular function: DNA-binding transcription factor activity, RNA polymerase II-specific; transcription factor binding; RNA polymerase II cis-regulatory region sequence-specific DNA binding. Gene Ontology annotation, biological process: calcineurin-NFAT signaling cascade; cytokine production; regulation of transcription by RNA polymerase II. The record is from RefSeq and is a predicted model, not a curated record. Lineage: Eukaryota; Metazoa; Chordata; Actinopteri; Centrarchiformes; Centrarchidae. Bases 262 to 4686 code for a protein of 1474 amino acids. The transcript has 12 exons.